Hevea brasiliensis (rubber tree) is the source of this 2563-nucleotide messenger RNA. Its product is annotated as transcription factor bHLH78. Gene Ontology annotation, molecular function: protein dimerization activity; DNA-binding transcription factor activity. NCBI's taxonomy places the organism in Eukaryota, Viridiplantae, Streptophyta, Magnoliopsida, Malpighiales, Euphorbiaceae. The record is from RefSeq and is a predicted model, not a curated record. Gene Ontology annotation, biological process: regulation of DNA-templated transcription. Gene Ontology annotation, cellular component: nucleus. The transcript is spliced from 8 exons. The coding region runs from base 574 to 2301 and encodes 575 amino acids.
UUGAAGAGGUGAAAAAUUGUCCUUUGUUCUCGGCCAAGAAAGAAGAGACUAGCGUUUUCAAUACUAGAAAAAAUGAACUACAUUUUAGGUGCUGUGACGUCCAAGGCCCGGCAACACCCCCCUUCUCCGCCUUUCGCGGGGAAAGAGAAACCUGAAUUUUAAUUUUCUUGUUAGAAUUAAAUAUGGGUCAAAUAAAUUUUUAAUCUUUUUUUCUUCUAUAAAACCCCAUUACAACUCUACCGUUUCUCCCUCUUUUUCUCUCUCUCUCUCUCUCGUUUCCCUUCCCUGCUCUUUCCCUCUGUUCACCAAACAUUUUUUCCCUUUCUCAUACCAAACUUCUCUCUGUUUUUCCAUUAUUAAUGCAAUCAAUUUGAACUCACCAUUCAGCUAUUCCACCCAACCCCCUUCUCCUUUGUUUUCUUCCUUUUUUUUUUCUCUUUCUGUAUGCUCAUUUCACUUGGAUUUUAAGAAUACUAGGUUUUUCUGCAACUCUUUUAGAGUCUUUUUGCUGAAUCUUUAACUGGGUUUUUGUUGUUUUCUCCGAUUAUAGAAUUCUAUAGGUAACAAUUGAUUAUGGAGGGUGAGUUCUUUCUGAAUGCGCAAAUCCCUCCGCCGCCAUUGCACUUUGAGCCAACUUCAACAUCUGCAAUGCCCAUUUGGCAUUCACUCUCUUCGGCCAUGGAAAUGCAAGCUAAUGAACUCAAUUGCUCCACUGAGCAGUCACCUGAUUGUUUCUUCACUCCUAACUGGGAAAAGUCAACGGAUCAAGGUCUCCACUUUGACUCUGCUCUGAGUUCAAUGGUGUCCUCGCCAGCGGCCUCCAAUUCUAACAUAUCCGGCGAGAGCUUUGUGAUCAGAGAACUCAUAGGAAAAUUAGGAAACAUUGGCAGCACCAACAACAAUUCUGGCGAGAUCUCCCCGCAUUCCCGGCCUAUGUUGGCGGCUUCAUAUAUUACCCCUGGAAAUAACAGCGCCAACACUUCCUGUUAUAGUACUCCUUUGAAUUCACCGCCAAAGCUGGAUUUGCCUCCAUUAGAUCAAUUUUCCAAGGAAAAUUUGAAAUUUCCCAGUUUGGGGAAACCUCUGGGUUUGAAUUCUAGUGUAGCAGAAUUCACAGCUGAUCCUGGAUUCGCCGAGAGAGCUGCAAGGUUCUCUUGCUUUGGCAGCAGGAGUUUCAAUGGUAGAAGCAGCCAGAUGGGGCUAAACAAUGCAGAUUUUGCAUAUAAAUGCAAUCCAUUAAUGGGAAAUGGCAAGCUACCUCGGGUUUCAAGCAGUCCCUCUCUCAAGGUAAUUGGAUCUCAAAAAGGGUACAAGAGUUCUCCAUUGCAAGAUCGAUCCGAAUUGGCCAAUUCUUCACAGGAGGAGUCCUCCGUAUCUGAACAAACCCCAAAUGGGGAAGCUGCUUUGAAGUCGACCAGUGAGUUGAAUUCCAAGAAAAGAAAAGCAGUUUCCAAGGCAAAAGCAAAAGAAUCACAGCCAGGAUCAACCCCACCAGCCAAUUGUGCAGCUAAGGAUGCAGAAACUGAUGAUAAUUCAAACACAAAGCGAAGCAAGACAAAUGAAGGGAAUGGAAAUGAAAAAAGUGCUGUUAAAGCAGAGGAAGAACAGAAGGGAAGUGGUGGGGAUGAGAAACAAAACCAGAAUAACAACACAAAGCCUCCUGAGCCCCCUAAGGACUACAUUCAUGUCAGAGCAAGAAGGGGUCAAGCCACAGAUAGUCACAGCUUAGCUGAAAGAGUUCGAAGAGAGAAAAUCAGUGAAAGAAUGAAGCUUCUCCAAGAUCUUGUACCAGGUUGCAAUAAGGUCACAGGCAAAGCUCUUAUGCUUGAUGAAAUUAUAAACUAUGUGCAGUCAUUGCAACGCCAAGUGGAGUUUCUCUCCAUGAAGCUGGCUUCUGUGAACACCAGGCUGGAUUUCAACAUGGAUACUCUCAUUUCAAAAGAUAUAUUUCAAUCAACCAACCAAUUGCCACAUCCAAUAUUCCCAUUAGAUUCCUCGGCAUCAGCCAUUUUUGGCCACCAACACCAACCCCAGCAAACUCCAGCACUACAUAGCAACAUUUCUAGUGGGACAAUGACCCAAUGCUCUGCUGACGCAUUAGAUACUGGACUAUGCCAAAGCCUUAAUAUGCAGUUACCCCCACUUGAAGGAUUUAACCAUAGUGGUCCUCAGUAUUCAUUAUUCUGUGAGGAUGACCUCCAAACCAUUGUUCAGAUGGGUUUUGGCCAGAAUCUGAACAGGGAAUCAACACACAACUUUACCGGUCCAAGUCAAUUCCCCCAGAUGAAAACUGAGCUCUAAUUACUAUUCUUUGGUCCCAAAUUGAAGGUCCAGAUUGAGAGAAACAGGCUGCUGUAUAUAUAAGAAAUUUAUUUUUGGACCAGCAAAAGAACUACUAAAACUCAUUUAUCAAUUAGGUUGAUGCAGCAGAUUUUUUUUUUUUUUUCUUUCUUGUGGAGUUUACUUGCAAGUAUCCACUGUAAAAUUCUAGAGGUGAGAAGUAUUGUAGCAGGGCACCACAUGUAAGAUAUAAUGCCAAUUAAAUGAAGAAUUUUUCUAUUAA